This is a messenger RNA of Branchiostoma belcheri (Belcher's lancelet), 651 nucleotides long. Its product is annotated as ankyrin repeat, PH and SEC7 domain containing protein secG-like. Bases 1 to 651 code for a protein of 216 amino acids. The transcript is spliced from 8 exons. The record is from RefSeq and is a predicted model, not a curated record. Gene Ontology annotation, molecular function: protein binding. Lineage: Eukaryota; Metazoa; Chordata; Leptocardii; Amphioxiformes; Branchiostomatidae.
AUGUCCUGGGCCAAACGGAAACUUGAGGAGGUACUUUUGAGUGAAGCUGCUACAGGAGAUAAAGAGAAGGUGACGGAGCUGCUCCAACUGGAGGUGGAUGUCAACUGUUGUGCCAACAGGAAAGGAAACACACCACUUCACUGUGCAGCUUUAGGAGGACAUGUUAGUGUUGCUGAACUCCUUCUGAAGGCUGGAGCACAGGUGGACAGUAGGGAUGAGGUAAGGGAUAAAGUCACGCCAAUCCACAACGCAGCUUCAGGAGGACAUGUUGGUGUUGCUGAACUCCUCCUGAAGGCUGGAGCACAGGUGGACAGUAGGAAUGAGGGUAAUGGCAACAGGCCACUUCACAAGGCAGCUUCAAGAGGACAUGUUGGUGUUGCUGAACUCCUCCUGAAGGCUGGAGCACAGGUGGGCUGUUGGGAUGAGCUUAGAAACACGCCACUUCACAAGGCAGCUUCAGGAGGACAUGUUGGUGUUGCUGAACUCCUCCUGAAGGCUGGAGCACAGGUGGACAGUAGGGAUCGGGAUGAAAACUUGCCACUUCACGAGGCAGCUACAGGAGGACAUGUGGGUGUUGCUGAACUCCUCCUGAAGGCUGGAGCACAGGUGGACAAUAGGAAUGUGGUAAGGUUUGGCGCUUACUACUGGUGA